Leucoraja erinaceus (little skate) is the source of this 2707-nucleotide messenger RNA. Its product is annotated as proteasome subunit alpha type-2. Gene Ontology annotation, biological process: ubiquitin-dependent protein catabolic process. The transcript is spliced from 8 exons. The record is from RefSeq and is a predicted model, not a curated record. Lineage: Eukaryota; Metazoa; Chordata; Chondrichthyes; Rajiformes; Rajidae. Gene Ontology annotation, cellular component: proteasome core complex, alpha-subunit complex; proteasome core complex. The coding region runs from base 113 to 817 and encodes 234 amino acids.
CCGUGAUUGGGCGGGGGGUGGAGGCGAACAGGAUGUGACGCAGCCCCAGAGCUGAGCGACCGUUGUUCCCCAUCGCUCCAGAAGCGCGAGCGAGCGAGCGAGCGGCGGGAAGAUGGCGGACCGCGGGUACAGCUUCUCGCUCACCACCUUCAGUCCUUCAGGCAAACUUGUCCAGAUUGAGUAUGCUUUGGCAGCUGUAGCCGCAGGAGCUCCAGCGGUUGGAAUUAAAGCAUCCAAUGGUGUAGUUUUGGCAACAGAGAAGAAACAGAAAUCUAUUCUUUAUGAUGAACAGAGUGUGCACAAAGUGGAGCCGAUCACAAAGCACAUAGGAAUGGUGUAUAGUGGCAUGGGCCCUGACUACAGGGUAUUGAUUCGCCGGGCUCGUAAGUUGGCACAACAGUACUACCUGAUAUAUCAAGAGCCCAUCCCCACGGCUCAGUUAGUACAGAGGGUGGCUUCUGUUAUGCAGGAAUACACACAGUCUGGUGGAGUCCGUCCAUUUGGAGUGUCACUAUUAAUUGCUGGUUGGGAUGAGAAAAGGCCAUAUUUGUUUCAGUCGGAUCCAUCUGGUGCUUACUUUGCAUGGAAGGCAACAGCCAUGGGAAAGAAUUAUGUCAAUGGAAAAACCUUCCUUGAAAAGAGGUACAAUGAAGAUCUUGAACUUGAAGAUGCCAUUCAUACAGCAAUCUUAACGCUAAAGGAGAGCUUUGAAGGCCAGAUGACGGAAGAUAAUAUAGAAGUUGGAAUUUGCGAUGAGGCAGGAUUUCGCAGGCUCGCUCCAGCAGAAGUCAAAGACUAUCUAGCCACAAUAGUUUAACAAACAAUAAUUUUUUUUAAUUUGGAAAAAAUUUGGUCAGCCACUAAUUACAAUUUAACUUUUUAUUCAAUUCAUCUGAUUUGACAAUGGUCAAAGUCGGUGCCGUGUAAAGCUGUAGCAUGGGCAACUGAUAGAUCUCAUUUUAGAAAUGAAAGCAGAUUUGCCAUGGUCUGUUCAUUUUUUUUUGUUAUGUGUAUAAACAAAACAAUUUAUACAUUUUAUUGUCUAUAUUUCCACAAUUUCACAAUGCAGAAUUUUUCUUAGGAAGGCCGCGGCUUUCAAUCGGGCACGUUCUGGUAUUAGAUUUAUCUUUUGUAGGGUUUCAUUAACACCAUUUUUUGUAGCACGUUUUUUUAAAUAUGAGAAAUUGUUAAUGAACCCACAUGGUUGUGCAAGAUCAAAGGGGUCUGUGGAUUAAUCACUUGACUUCAUAGUAUAUUCUUGCACUGAAAUAGCUUUAACUGUUUUGAUCCAUGGGAGUGUUUGGGAAUGGUCAGUAAUCACCUAUAUCAUUUUGCAUUCAUGUUGAACAAUGACCAUGUAAAUUUCCUCUUCAGUAUAUAUUGACAUCUGAAUUAUAAUAUUUGGUCUAAUUCUGUCCUGACUUCUGAAUUUUCUGUGCAGUUGUCAUUAUUGCAUACAGCAUCACCUGUUGCUUGCUGGUAGCAUUCUUGAAACAGAUCAUUUUUAUUUGUUGGUUGAUGCACUGUACAAUUUAAUCCAAACUAGCAUUCCAAUGUAAUAUAAAUGAUCUACUGUACGAUUGACAAUACCAUCUUUGAGAUGUGUCUUUACAUCACAUUGACUACUGUUUUGAUCCUGGAUGUCGAGUUUUCCUAUACUAUAACUUAAUUUGUGAAAUUUACAAUGAGCAAGGCCCACUUCAUACGAGUGGAAACACGAGGUGAACGGUUUAAGAUAAACAUGCCGAAAGCAAAAGGGGUAGUUAACAGGAAGACAUUUUAAGAAAAACGUAAAUUUUAUGCGCUGAUAUGAUGCUAAACUCCAUCCAUGAAUAAUAUAGAUUUCAAAGAACCAUAGUCAAAACUCAACUCUUCACUCUCCAUUCCAGCAGACCAAUUAUAUAUUAUAUUGAGUUUUUUUAGGCCACCAUUUAAGGUUUAACUUCUUGGUUCAUUUGUAUCACUUCAGUAAUGACUGCAGAAAUUAACUUUACAAUAAAGAAGAGGGGUUAUGUUAUUCUGCAAUUAUUUUUGUACAGCUUAUUUCAUAGAAUCAAGGCAAUUUAUAGCUGUUUGGCACAUGCAAGCCAAAAAUAAUUAUUAGGUUAAUCCAUCUUUCCAAUUUGCAAAUCUGCUGCUUAUACGUUUUGCACUUCAUGUUCAGAUCCCGGUUUUAUCUUUAAAUAUCAUCAGUGUUUCUGCCUCCAAGUGAUGGGUGGGCACAAAAAUUCUCAACCUAAUGUGUGUUCCAUGGUUAUUGAUCCUGCUGCUAAGGGAAAUAAUUUCCAUUUUAUAUUUUUCCCUUGGCCUCAGUUCCAAAGAAAACACCAAGAGUCUAGCCAAUUUCUCUGAAUUAAAAAUUCUCCAAACCUGGCUCUGCACCCUAUCUCAUGCAAUCAUAUCCGAUCACGCAGUGGACAAAACUACGCAAAGAGCUUCAGGUACAGCUGAUCUUAUCUGUUCUAAAGUUCAAGUCUUGCGUCUCUGCCCUUGCAUUUGAUGCUCAAUAAUGGCACGUCUUAAAUCAACUUAUUUCUGCAAUUUGUGAUGGCAAUGUAUUUAAAGUAAUUUCUCCAACAUUAUUUGCGUUUUCAUGUAAGCUUUUGUGAGAAGUCAUUUGAAAAUUCUGAUAUACAAACUUUAAAUUUUCUACCACUCAUGUCUUCUCAACUCUCCAUUAAAAGGUUUGAAAAUUAAGCAAACUAAA